Messenger RNA from Toxorhynchites rutilus septentrionalis, 1958 nucleotides. RefSeq lists its product as uncharacterized. The transcript has 7 exons. The record is from RefSeq and is a predicted model, not a curated record. Lineage: Eukaryota; Metazoa; Arthropoda; Insecta; Diptera; Culicidae. The coding region runs from base 416 to 1819 and encodes 467 amino acids.
ACAUUACACUGCGAUGCACUCCGGGAUGCAUUAGUGUCAAGAUCACCGUCGAGCUUAUUGCACACAAUUUGUUCGUGCACCCACAAAAACGAGCCAUUUAAAAAAAGUUAAACAUUCCAUUUAGUGUGAUUUAAGGACCCACGUUUAGAUACGUUUUGACCUGGUAGCUCUCUUCCGUGGGUAGGAUCAGGACGCGAUCAUCAGGAGUGCUCGCCACCUCUCAGUUCUAUUUGGAGGCUUGUUGAGGGCUGUCCCAAAUUUCGUGCGUACUUAUCCCUGUGCUCGUUGUAGGCUGUACCGUAGGUUUCGAUCAUGAAGGUUUCGUGAGUGAAGAUCGAACCUGCGUUCCGAAGAUCUGAUUUACCAUUGAUUGUUCCAGAAAUCUACUAACCUCAAAGCCCGGCGUGAUAACAAUAUGAGCAAUCCUCCGAUUCAAACGAGCGAUGAGCUGGAGAUAGCCGAAGCUCAAAACUCUCUGUUUGAGCUAUUGUACGAUUUUGCGGCCCGGGGAAUGUCAACCCGUGCUGGCCAGUUCGUAUACCGUCGGGUAGAUAAUCUACUUUCAAAGAUGGAGAAAACAGCCCGAUGGAGUGUCCCACAAACGCCGGCCAUCGAUGACGGCAGCGGGAAGUUGAGUAUUUCCGCCCCACCCCUGGUGCGUCCCCUACCAUGGAUACUCUUUCUACCGGCACUGAUAGCAUUGAGACUGGUCCGCGUCGCACUCUCUCUGCUGGCAUUGAUGGUCGGAAGGCAACCGGUCUAUCCUUCGACGGUUGUCACUUUCCUCCAGACCAGACGCAGAAAAUUGCGAGCUCUCAAGUAUCGUGGUCAAAAGCUGGAUCGCAUCAGUUCGAUUGAGCGACAGGUGGAGGGAAAACUGCGCACCACGUGGCUCAGUCGGAUCAUUUUACCUCUCCGAACGGCCGUACCUUCCGCCGAGGUUCAUCAUCACCAACACCAUCAUCAUCACGAACCAGCGAAGAAACGAAACGCCGCGGAACGUGACGCGGAAGACAGUGACGAUUCGUCGGAGGAAGGAAGCGUACUGGAAUUGUUGGAUAAAUACGCGGAUAAAGCGGGAGAUUCUAGUUUCAACGUCGAGGAUGCAUCCCAAGAAUCAUCAUCCGACAGUUAUAUAUCAGAAAAUGAGGAACCAACAAUUGCGGAGAAAUCUCCUCUUCCGGUGCAGCCUGACAGGCAAAUUACGAAUGAUACUUCAGAGUUGAAAGAGAUGGGCGCUGUCAGCAAACAAUCGGUUGGAGAGCACAAGAAGUCCCAAGAUACCAAAGAAUCGGUGGGUUCCGAAAAGGCAACAGAUCCUACCCAGACUGAGAAGCACAAUAAAGUAGAAAAGUCAAACAAAUCAGACCGUGUAGAGAAGGAUACUUUCACAAAUGGCAACGAAGCUACCAGUGGAACUCUAGCCGAUGGAUUCGUCGAGAACGGAUCGACCGAAGUGAGUAAGCACGAGGAGGCUAAAAACGUUUACGGAUCCAGUCGUUCCAAAUCCGCGGGAAACCUAGAAAAAGAACAAGCGUUGAACUGCUCGAGCAAUUCUUCCAAAAGUGUUCCGAUCUUAUCUUCACCCGAAAACGAAAACAAUGAGAACAGACCGAUGAAUGCAAACGUCCUGCCUACCAAGGAGCAGUUAGAUUAUGUCGUUAAGGAGGAUGAUUCCAAAUCCCUGAAAUCGGCCCACGUGUCGUUGACCGACGUCAAGACGAACAUGCCGCAGAAGACCAAGCAGCAUCACUCCCAGCAAGCGAACGGAAACGUUGGAAAGAAGAACAGGAACAGACCGAGCCACAACUAUUACUAACUAUUGUUUAAUGUGUGAUUUGUUUUCUGUAUCGGGUAAACUGUGUUGUUUGAACGUUUCGAUAUGAUAUCUACUAAUACUUAUUAUUAUUCAAAGCCGCAACAAUGUUUUAAAAAAUAUAUGUGUACUGUUGCUCAAA